Nomascus leucogenys (northern white-cheeked gibbon) is the source of this 2850-nucleotide messenger RNA. The record is from RefSeq and is a predicted model, not a curated record. Lineage: Eukaryota; Metazoa; Chordata; Mammalia; Primates; Hylobatidae.
AGAUUGUGAAGGGUUCCUGAGUAAGCAGCGUGUCUCCGUCCCCCUCUCUAGGGGCUCUUGGAUGGACUUUGCACUCUAGAAGGAACAAUGGACUUCUGGCUUUGGCCACUUUACUUCCUGCCAAUAUCAGGGGCCCUGAGGAUCCUCCCAGAAGUAAAGGUAGAGGGGGAGCUGGGCGGAUCAGUUACCAUCAAGUGCCCACUUCCUGAAAUGCAUAUGAGGAUAUAUCUGUGCCGGAUGGCUGGAUCUGGAACAUGCGGUACUGUGGUAUCCACCACCAACUUCAUCAAGGCAGAAUACAAGGGCCGAGUCACUCUGAAGCAACGCCCACACAAGAAUCUGUUCCUAGUGGAGGUAACACAGCUGACCGAAAGUGACAGCGGAGUCUACGCCUGUGGAGCAGGCAUGAACACAGACCGGGGAAAGACCAAGAAAGUCACCCUGAAUGUCCACAGUGAAUACGAGCCAUCAUGGGAAGAGCAGCCAAUGGCUAAGACUCCAAAAUGGUUUCAUCUGCCCUAUUUGUUCCAGAUGCCUGCAUAUACCAGUUCUUCCAAAUUCGUAACCAGAGUUACCACACCAGCUCAAAGGACCAAGGUCCCUCCAGUCCACCACUCCUCCCCCACCACCCAAAUCACCCACCGCCCUCGAGUGUCCAGAGCAUCUUCAGUAGCAGGUGACAAGCCCCCAACCUUCCUGCCAUCCUCUACAGCCUCAAAAAUCUCAGCUCUGGAGGGGCUGCUCAAGCCCCAGACGCCCAGCUACAACCACCACACCAGGCUGCACAGGCAGAGCCCUCUCCAGGCGGGCCCGCCGACUGGCCGUGAGGAUGCGCGCCCUGGAGAGUUCCCAGAGGCCCCGCGGGUCGCCGCGACCGCGCUCCCAAAACAACAUCUACAGCGCCUGCCCGCGGCGCGCUCGUGGAGCGGACGCUGCAGGCAAGGGGGAGGCCCCCGUUCCAGGCCCCGGAGCGCCGUUGCCCCCCGCCCCGCUGCAGGUGUCUGAAUCUCCCUGGCUCCAUGCCCCAUCUCUGAAGACCAGCUGUGAAUACGUGAGUCUCUACCACCAGCCUGCCACCAAGAUGGAGGACAGUGAUUCAGAUGACUACAUCAAUGUUCCUGCCUGACAACUCCCCAGCUGUCCCCCAACCCCAGGCUCAGACUGUGGUGCCAGGGGGUCUCAUCUGUCUGCUGAUGUCCAAUACCUGCUUCAUGUGUUCUUAGAGCUCUCAUCACUUCCCAUGCCCCAUCUCGACUCCCAUCCCCAUCUAUCUGUGCCCUAAGCAUGGCUCUGCCCCCAGGUCCUCUUGCACACCUUGGCAGCCCCUUGUAAUUGACAGGUAAGCUGUAGGCAUGCAAAGCAAUUGUCCCAAUGCCACUUGCUUCCUUUCCAAGCCAUCGAACAGGCUGUGGGAUUUUCAGAGCAUUUCUUCCGUAUCUUUGACCACAAGGUUAUUGCUGCCCAGGCUCUAGAUCAGAUGGCAUCAGGCUGGGGCAGAGGCAUAGCUGUUGUCUCGGGCAUCCUUCCCAGGGUUGGGUCUUACACAGAUAGAAGGCUCUUGCUCUGAGUUAUGUGGACAUGCCUCAGCCCCAUGGACUAGGCAGGGGUCUGGUAUAAAAACACUCCUGGAAAUGCCUUUGCCCUGAUCCAAAUGUUAGCACUUGCUAGUGAAUGUCUACUUAUCUCAAGUUCUAUGCUAAAGGCAAUUUGUCUUGAUGUGAUGAUAAACCAAACUUAUUAGCGAGAUAUGCAUAUAUAUCCAUAAAUUCUCUUUACUCUGUCUCCAUCACUCGAUGCAUAUAAGUGCCCUGACCUCAGCAUCUUCCCUCUAAAAAAAAAAAAACAAAAAAACUAUUUGUCAUCUCUUUAUCUUUCUUCCAUAGCCUGACACUGAUAUUUGUGCACUUACCUUAAAUUUGGUCUAUUUUAUUCAUCCAAAACCAUUACAUUUCUUGGCUUUCACAAAUGUUCCCCAUUUCUUAGCCGGUUCCAGACAAUGUAUAGCAAGGAGGGGAAGGAAAGCAGUCAGGAGUUCCUGGGUGGCCACGGCUCUGCAAAAGCACUUAUGUCACGGAAGAGAUAUCUCACCUCCUACAUAUACUCUUUGCCUAGGUUUUUGGAACAAGAUUAUAGUCACACACUGUAUCUUUAGAUUGAUGUCGACCACAAAGUUCAGCCAGAGCUUGAGGCUAGAUGCACAGCCUUGCUAUUGGGAAGAAGGCCUUUUCCGGCUGUACAAUACAGUCUCACUGGGCAUUCAUCCAGAAAUAGAGAAGGAAGUCUGCCAGACUUGAGUUAUGUUGUCUUUUAUUAGCAGGGAAUGUCAUCACACAUUGGACAGUACAUCCAGGUGCAAUGUCACCAUCAGGAAGGUCAGCUUGACACUCAAGUGGCGGAUUAGGGAAGAAUGACUAGGUUAAAAAAAAAAGGAGGGCACCAAGGGAAAGGGAUGAUGGGGUGAGCUGGUGAGUGUGGGUGGGAAAUGAAAUGUUUAUUGAGGAUCUGCUUUGUGCUGGGCAGUUUAAUCCACAUUUUAUCAUUUACUUUUCAAACCGAUGCACCUUACCCCCACCCCAAUGCUCUGUCCCUGUAGAUAUCAGAAGACAGUGUGAUUUUCAUGCUCUAAAGCUCGGUUUUACAUCCCAGCAUCCCUCUCUGUUUUUUAACAAUCCAAAGACAGGCCAAAAAAAAAAAAAAAAAAACACCACCGCUUAUUAAGUACUUACUAAGCACCCAUCCACUGCCCCACAGUGUGGCAAGGAUUGCGAGGGGAAAAGAAGUAUGGGGCACAAUAUUCUGCUGCCUUCAUGUAACUUACAGUCUCAUGAAUAAAUAGAACUUCAGUUGAAA